AGAAGAUGGAAGUAGAGUGGUAAUUAAAGACUCUGGUCAUCUCCCGAGAGAGAGAGUAGCUGAGGAUUUUGUUUGGGCUCAAUGGGAUAUGUCAGAGCAGAGAUUAUACUACAUUGACCUAAAGAAAUCAAGGAGUAUUUUAAAAUGCCUCCAGUUUUCUGUUGAUGAGAAAUUUAACUUAAUGUUUGAAGCACCCUUGGAUAUAACAUUAAGUGACUCAGGAUUUAAACUUGUAAACUUUGGAUGUGAUGAUCUUCAAGACCAAGAGAACUUAUCGAAACACCUGACCCUGUGCGUUUUUACCAACCAUACAGGAAGUUUAUGUGUGUGUUACAGUCCGAAGUUUGACUCUUGGGAAAAAUUCACAUAUUCAGUGUUUUACUUUCAUAAAGGGCACGGCAAGACCUUCACUGCUGCUCUUGGGAGUGUUGACUCACAUGUGACAAAGGGCCUUACUUUUCUCAACCUUGACUAUUACUUGGCUGUUUACUUACCUGGUCAUUUUUUUCAUCUACUUAACAUUCAACAUCCAGACCUAAUCUGCCACAGUUUGUUUCUGACAGGAAACAGUGAAGUUGUUGAUAUGCUACCUCAUAGUCCUUUACAGUCACUGUCAGGGUCCCUGGUACUGGAUUGGUGUUCUGGAAAGCUCUAUAGGGCACUCCUCAACCAGUCAUAUUUAUUACAGUUCCUAUGGAACACUCGGCUAGACUGUGAGAAGAUGGCUGUGUUGCACUGUGUGCUUUCCUGUGGUGGAGACCGCCGGUUCCUGGAAGCCAAGGAGCAGAAACUUGAGAGUGCUUUGUGGCUAGGUAAGCCUGAUAGUAUCCUUUCAUUGGAAGGCUGGGAACAAGGAGUUUCAGUCCUCCAGCAGGAAAGGAUGGUUGUGGAGACUGAGGGAGUUGUUGAUACAGCAUGCCCUUGGGAGGACCAUAUAGUGAUGCUCACAAAGGUUAGAUGGUGUGACAAUGUUCACACUGAUGGCUUAGCUGGAUUCAAACCCAGGUCUGCUGCCUCCAAGCUUAGUGGUGUGGUUUGGUUUGAUUUUCUCCUGUAUCUCACAGCCCUUCACACUGCUUCUUCAUAUUGGAGCAUAUGUCCAGAGACCAGUAACAUGGAUAAACUUUUGCCAUAUUCCUCAGUGCUCACUUGGAAUACAGAAAUUCCUGGAAUAACCCUUGUGACAGAAGAGAUCGCGUUGCCUUUCAUGAAGGUGCAUAGUUUUAAGGGUUACUGGGAAAAACUGAACUCCAACCUGGAAUAUGUUAAGUACUCCAAGCCACACUUGCACUAUAACAACAGCAUGGUCAGGAGAGAAUGGCACAGCCUGAUCUCAGAAGAGAAAACAGGAAGAAGAAGGUCCAUGGUGUAUGUGAAGAAUAUUCUUGAUAAUGCAACGAAGGUGAUUUCUAACCUAGAAGCAAGGAAUUUGGAGCCAAGAUUAACACCCCUCUUCCAGGAGGAGGACAACCACCAGAGACUGCUUAUGGGUCUGCUGGAUCUCGUCUGCCAGAUAAUGGAAACCAGUUGGAGAAAACACAGUCUUCACCCCUGUGUUCCCCACUUCAGUGGGAGGGCCAGUGCAGCUGAAUUUAAAGUCUUUCACAUCAUGACCAGGAUUCUGGAAGCUACCAAGAAUUUGUUUUUACCGCUGCCUCCCGGUUUUCACACUCUGCACACGAUCCUGGGUGUCCACUGUCUCCCUUUGCACAACCUGCUGCAUUACAUUGAUAGCGGAGUGUUGCUUCUCACGGAAACAGCUGUCACAAGGCUCAUGAAAGAUCUGGACAAUACAGAGAAAAAUGAAAAACUAAAAUUCAGCAUCAUUGUGCGGCUUCCCCCGCUUAUUGGUCAGAAGAUCUGUCGACUUUGGGAUCAUCCUAUGAGCUCUAACAUUAUUUCCCGGAACCACGUGAAGAGACUGCUGCAGAACUAUAAGAAAAAGCCCCCAAGUUCCGUGAUUCACAAGUCGUCAUUCAGUGUGGAAUUUCUGCCUCUGAACUACUUCGUUGAAAUACUGACAGACAUAGAAUCCUCCAAUCAAGCCCUGUAUGCUUUUGAAGGACAUGACAAUGUGGACGCAAAAUUUGUAGAGGAAGCAGCUCUGAAACACACCAUGAUGCUUUUAGGCUUGUAAAAGAGAGAAUGCAAUUAUACCCGCCUCCAAUAGUUUAAUCUUGCUCAUUAGCUUGACCUCUGUCAGGAAUCCUUGACCAAUAUUUAAAAUUGGUAACCAAAGUCAGAAUGCAUUGUCAAGCCGUCUGACUUUCAGUCUGGUACUUGUUGAGACAGAAUCAAACUGCUGUGCCUCAUCCCAGUUUUGGACAGCAGACAAGAGGUCAGUGACCGACAGUCCCAGGAGGCACGCAGUGUCAUCAGUGAUGCUCUUCCCUAGUGGCUUACCUUCCUAAUGGCUUCCUAGGCCAAAAGCUAGUUUCUGUUGCACUCUGAAAUAAAAUAUGCUUUAAAAAAAUGUAGGGAACAGUGUGUAGAAAAACAGAAACUAGAUGUGUCGUUGAAAACAACAUAGGACAAGCAGAAAAAUUAAAUGUUACAUAAGAACUGUAUUUGGAAAGAGGAUACUUUUUAAAGAGCUGAAUUUGGACCAGGUCAAAUCUGCUAUUUCUAGAAUAGAAUAAUUUGUAACAUACGGCAGUGUGUACAUCCAGUAUUUAGAGUAGGAUUUGUUUUUAUAAUGGUUCAGAUGGAACUGUAUGUAUAUG
Puma concolor (puma) is the source of this 2723-nucleotide messenger RNA. Lineage: Eukaryota; Metazoa; Chordata; Mammalia; Carnivora; Felidae. The record is from RefSeq and is a predicted model, not a curated record.